CGCCCGCUCGCUGUCCCGUGCCGCCCGCCACCCCGCGGGCCGCAGCGUAUCGCUGCGCGGCCCCGGUCCUCGCCCACGGCCGCCUCGCCGUUGCCCUGUUAACAGCCGGGGAGGCGGGCCGACCCGCGGGCGGCCGGGACCUGCGGCCGCCAUUCCCGUGUCGCUGCGCCCGCGCGGGCCGCCCGAGCCGGCCACCAUGCCGCUGGGCCUGAAGCCCACCUGCAGCGGCUGCAAGACCACGUCGUCCUCCAUGUGGAAGAAAGGCCCGCAGGGCGAGAUCCUCUGCCACCACUGCACGGGCCGGGGCGGCGCGGGCGGCGCGGGCGGAGGCUCGGGGGCGGCAGGUGGGACUGGGGGCGGCAGCGGCGGCGCCGGCGGCGGCUUCAGCUCGACGACCUUCGCCAGCACCUCGGCCGCGCCUGCGCAGAGCAACGGGGGCGGAGGCGGCAAGCAGAGUAAGCAGGAAAUUCAUAGGCGGUCUGCGCGGCUCAGAAACACGAAGUACAAGUCUACUCCAGCUGCUGAAAAGAAGGUUUCCACCAAAGGAAAAGGAAGAAGACAUAUUUUUAAACUGAAAAAUCCCAUCAAAGCUCCUGAGUCUGUUUCCACCAUUAUCACUGCAGAAUCUAUCUUCUACAAGGGAGUGUAUUACCAAAUUGGUGAUGUUGUUUCUGUGAUCGAUGAGCAAGAUGGAAAGCUCUACUAUGCUCAGAUCAGGGGCUUUAUCCAGGACCAGUAUUGUGAGAAGAGUGCAGCGCUGACGUGGCUCAUUCCCACUCUGUCUAGCCCCAAAGAUCAGUUUGAUCCUGCAUCCUAUAUCAUAGGGCCAGAGGAAGACCUUCCAAGAAAGAUGGAAUACUUGGAAUUCGUUUGUCAUGCACCUUCUGAGUAUUUCAAGUCAAGGUCAUCGCCAUUUCCAACAGUCCCUACCAGACCAGAGAAGGGUUACAUAUGGACUCAUGUUGGACCCACUCCUGCAAUAACUAUUAAGGAAACUGUUGCCAACCAUUUGUAGUUACAAAGUUAAGGCUGGGAAUGUGUCUUACUGGUAGAGCACUUAUCUAGGAUCUGUAAGGCCCUGGGUUUCAUCUCUGGCACACA
This is a messenger RNA of Octodon degus (degu), 1101 nucleotides long. RefSeq names its product GATA zinc finger domain containing 1 (gene Gatad1). Gene Ontology annotation, biological process: chromatin organization; regulation of DNA-templated transcription. Gene Ontology annotation, cellular component: nucleus. NCBI's taxonomy places the organism in Eukaryota, Metazoa, Chordata, Mammalia, Rodentia, Octodontidae. Bases 197 to 1015 code for a protein of 272 amino acids. The record is from RefSeq and is a predicted model, not a curated record. Gene Ontology annotation, molecular function: zinc ion binding; sequence-specific DNA binding. The transcript has 5 exons.